Centruroides sculpturatus (bark scorpion) is the source of this 541-nucleotide messenger RNA. RefSeq names its product single insulin-like growth factor-binding domain protein-2. Gene Ontology annotation, cellular component: extracellular region. NCBI's taxonomy places the organism in Eukaryota, Metazoa, Arthropoda, Arachnida, Scorpiones, Buthidae. The record is from RefSeq and is a predicted model, not a curated record. Gene Ontology annotation, molecular function: insulin-like growth factor binding. The transcript is spliced from 4 exons. Bases 131 to 430 code for a protein of 99 amino acids. Gene Ontology annotation, biological process: regulation of cell growth; regulation of signal transduction.
AAAGAUAUCAUCCAAGAGUUGAAAAAAGGACAUCCUGGAGGAUAACAUAAUCCGGGAAACAGUUAUCAGUUUCCUAACAGAUGUCUUUAUAUAUCGCAAAGGAUUUUGAUAUUCCAUACAUGAAACUAAAAUGAUUCAGGUUACAAUGAUGCGGAUAUUAUUUUUCCUCGUUUACUCGUUUCUCUCUCUUUCCCAAAGUAAAUCCAUAGAUGAAAUCGUUUGUUCUUGCGAAAAUGUAUCCUGUCCUCCUUCCCAAAGUUGUUCUUUCGGUAAAACCAGAGAUAUUUGUAAUUGUUGCUACAUCUGUGCAAAAGGACCAAAUGAAGAAUGCGGAGGCAUAUACAAUUAUGCAGGAACGUGCGCAAACGGUUUGAAAUGCAAACCUCACGAAUCUCUUAAACAACUUCCAGGAAAAUGUGUCGACAAAUGAAAAUUUUGUGUAUUGAUAUAUUCUUAAAAACUAUAAAAAUAUCAUUAGUAACUGUUAAGUUGUUUUCCUUAUAAAAUUUAUAUACAAUUAUCCAUUAAAAUAAAUACAAAA